AUUCAACAUACGGUGGCGACACCUAUAAAUUUUAGGAAGUUGUUGUAUUAAUGUUACUGAACAGAAUAUUUGAUAAACGUCAAACACUUGACUUAAAUCUCUGAAAAACCUGUGUAGAUAUUCACCAGUCAGAGAUGGCAAGGUAUUCGGAUAGUAUCAACAGUUUUGAACUUCAAACAGUAAGACAUAAUAGAGAUAGCUUAAAUGACCCAGAACACCGUCUCGCUGAGAGAAGAUACAGUAGAGGUGGUGAAAAUGAAGGCAUAAGUCGUAGAAGGAAAAAAAGAGCAAAUUCUUUUGCAUCAGGUACAUUAAGAAUUAGAAGACCAGUAUUAAGGCAGGAUGAGAUAGAACAAGUAGUUGAUGAAAUAGAUAAUGACACACCAGAUCAACCAGUCGCUUUACAAAGUGAUCAAAUCAAGGAGCAAAAUGUACCUAUGAGCGCCAAAAGAGAAAUAAGGCGAAACUUGGAGAGAAGACAGACAACUACACGUAUAAAAAAACCAGGUUGGUUUAGGAGGAAGAAAUAUGAUAUUCAAAUGCAAUGGUGUAGAUUCAAGCUUUGGACAGCUGACCAAUUUUAUACCAUUGAACUUUGGAGAAGUCAUUUUAGAACCAUUGAUGGUCAUUUUGGCAGUGAUGUUGGCUCUUAUUUUAGACUUCUUCGUUGGAUAUUCUCAUUGAAUUUACCAGUCUUCAUUCUAACAUUUUCUUUCCUCACAAUUCCACAAUUGAUAGUCAGAAAUUUAGGAAACUUUGAUGAUAGUCAGGAAUCUGUCACAUGUAAAUUUGAGCAUCCUUUCGAAGGACCAGAAUUUCUUACAGGAGGGGGUUGGUUCAAUCAGACAGAGCUCUAUUAUGGUUGCUACACAAAGGAAAUUAUCCAAAUAUGGAAAGGCCAUAAAUAUGAUAUGAAAUACGCCUAUUUCUUCGUAUGCGUAGCUUACUACUUGUUUACACUCUUAAGAACUGCCUACAGUUUACAGUCAUCCUAUAAAGAAAAUUUUAUCGAAGCAGAAGGAGAAAUUCAGGCCUUUUAUAGUGCCAGAGUAUUUUGUGGCUGGGAUUAUCGCAUAGCUCAUAAAGAGACUGCUUUACUUAAACACAAAACUCUCUCAACAUUAUUAAAGGAAAGUUUGUCAAAAUAUAAUGAAAGAGUAUCGAACAGUUGGAAAACAUUUUUUUUGAAGACAUUCUUUCGUAUUUUGACGAAUGUUGUGUCACUUGCCCUAAUUGGUGCUUCAGGAUAUCUGGUUUGGUAUAUUUCUGAUACGCAAAGUUUAAAGACUGACAAUAAAUUUUUACACGAUAUGGCUAUGCCGUUAACAAUAUCGGCAUUGAAUUUUAUUCUUCCAUUUGCAUUUUCAAUAAUUGCCUCAUUUGAAAACUAUAGCAUACCUCAAUAUGCACUAUAUUUUACAAUGAUUAGAACUUUAUUAUUAAACGCUGCAACACUAGGAGUUUUGGUUUAUUUUUGGUUUAUUACUGUUAAUUGUGAUCAAUUAGAAAAAAAGGAUGAAAAUUGGUUAAAUGCAGCAGUUGAUUGUAAGCCAUGUUGGGAAAGUUUUAUGGGAGAGCAAAUUUAUAGAUUAGUUAUUGUGGACUUCUUCUUUACAAUUCUAUUUACAUUAUUUUCUGAAUUAAUUAGAUUUCUUGUUCAUAAAUGUUUCAAGUCAAGAAUUGAUAAACCUGAAUUCGAUAUUGCAAGAAAUACUCUUAAUCUUAUAUACUCUCAAAGUUUAGUUUGGUUAGGGACGUUUUAUAGUCCACUUUUGUCCCUUAUUCAAGUUAUUAAAUUUUUUGUUCUCUUUUAUAUUAAAAGAUAUAGUCUUACACUAUUUUGUCGACCGUCCUCCAAGCUUUGGAAGGCUGCUAAAACUCAAACCUUUUUCUUAUUAUUUAUAUUUGUAUCGCUGUUGUUAUGCGUGAUAGCAGUUGCUUUUAGCAUGAUUUCCCUGAAACCGUCGCAAAGUUGCGGUCCUUAUCAGGAAUUUAAUACAACUUAUCAGGUAAUAACAGAGCCAUUUAAUAAAUGGUCUGGUAAGCUUAAUUGGCUAAAAGAGAUCAUAAAAUUGAUAACAUCUGAUGUUUUUUUCUUCCUGAUCCUAACUGUUUUGUCCGUUACUGUAUAUUAUACGAGAAUAAUCAUGAAUGCUCACUUUGAAGUAGUCCGCCUGCUUAAACAUCAAUUACACAACGAAGGCAAAGAUAAACAAUUUCUUAUAGGCCUACUACAAAACAACUCAACUGGAAGUUCUCGUCAUAAUAAUAGCAAUAACUCUAACACACGUGGCAACUAUACUGAGAACAACAAUAAGUCAUCAUCGAAUAAGAUUCACGUAAUACAGAAUAGACAUUUUGACAGGGAUGAGUAA
Molecule: messenger RNA, 2375 nt
Organism: Dimorphilus gyrociliatus
Lineage: Eukaryota; Metazoa; Annelida; Polychaeta; Dinophilidae
Source: the annotation of a GenBank genome assembly